CGUAAGGAACUCUUAUAGGUGUUUUUUCAGAUCGUUGCGUGCGCACUGGCCGGCCGGACGCGACCACUUCGUGCCAAACAUAUUCGUGCUCCGCAAGCGUGCGUCCCAUGAGCUGGUAGUCCCUGGAGCCAGGUUCUACAUCUGCAGUCUUGCGCUCAAGACUGUCGUCUACAAGGGACUUUUGACUUCGCAGCAACUAUGGGAGUACUUCAAGGAUUUGAACAACCCAGCGUUCACUACCUACUUGGCGCUGGUACACACCAGAUUCUCCACCAAUACCUUCCCAAGCUGGGAGAGGGCACAUCCAUUAAGAGUCCUCGCUCACAAUGGCGAGAUCAAUACGUUGCGAGGUAACGUCAACCUGAUGAAGGCUCGCGAAGGUGUCAUGAAGAGCGAGAUCUUUGGCGAUGACCUCAAAAAGCUCUACCCAGUCGUGGAGCCAAAUCUCUCCGACUCCGGUUCAGCGGACUGUGUCCUCGAGUUCCUACUCCAUGCUGGCCAGCGGUCCCUGCCAGAAGCUGUGAUGACGAUGGUGCCUGAAGCCUGGCAGAAUGACGUCACUAUGCCUAAGGAAAAGAGGGACUAUUACCAAUGGGCCUCGUCUUGUAUGGAGCCUUGGGACGGACCUGCUCUUGUGUCUUUUACUGAUGGACGGUAUAUCGGCGCCAUCUUGGACAGAAACGGCCUGCGUCCCUCCCGCUUCUACGUGACGAGCGAAAACGUGCUGGUCAUGGCUUCCGAAGUCGGAGUCUAUGAUGUAGACCCUGACAAGGUCAUACUCAAGAGUCGUCUAAAACCCGGCCGUAUGUUGUUGGUGGACACCGUUGAGAAGAAACUUGUACAGGAUGCUGAACUCAAGAUGGAGAUCGCACGAAGCCGACCUCAUUCCGAAUGGCUUAGGGAUAAGAUGAUAACAAUGGAAGACAUCCACAAAUCCGUGGCAUCAGACAACGGUACCGUAGUAUCGAAUGGUACGAACGGCCACGCCAACGGAGUGAUCACGGGCCUCUCAGACAAGAGGCUCGGCUUGUUCGGGUACACUAUCGAGUCUAUCAACAUGUUGCUACUGCCUAUGAUACAGAACAAAAAAGAAGCUCUGGGCAGUAUGGGUAAUGAUGCUCCACUGGCUUGCCUGUCCCAGUUCCAGCCAUUGCCAUAUGAAUACUUUAAGCAACUAUUUGCUCAAGUCACCAACCCACCUAUUGAUCCGUUCAGGGAGAAGAUAGUAAUGUCCUUGCUAUGCCCCAUCGGGCCGGCGCCCAACAUCCUGCAGCCGAGCGCAGAGUUCGUGCAUCGACUGUUCCUGCCGCAGCCCAUACUGUCUCUGCCUGAUCUACAUGCUUUGAAACAUACCACGCAUCGAGGGUGGAAGACGAAGGUAAUCGACUGCACGUUCGAGUACAGCGCGGGCCCGGCGGGGCUCGAGCCGGCGCUGACCCACAUCGCCGGCACCGCGCACGCCGCCGCCGCCGCCGGGUACCAACUGCUCGUACUGACCGACCGCGCCGCCGGCCCGCGCAGGCUGCCCGUCAGCACGCUGCUAGCGCUCGGAGCUGUCCACCACCACUUGAUUGAGACUCGUCAGCGUAUGAAGGUCGGCAUCAUACUGGAGACAGCGGAGGCGAGAGAAGUUCAUCACAUGUGUGUGCUACUUGGUUACGGUGCAGACGCGAUCUGCCCAUACCUAGCCUUUGAGCUAGCAUUCGCUCUCCGCAACGACCAUAUUUUGGAUCCUAAUCUAACUGACGAGGACAUCUACAAGGCUUAUCAAGGAGCCAUUGAGACUGGCCUGGCCAAGGUCAUGGCGAAGAUGGGCAUCAGUACUCUACAGUCAUACAAGAGUGCUCAGAUCUUUGAGGCUGUUGGACUAUGCGAGGAGGUCAUUGAUAAAUGCUUUAGAGGCACCCAGUCUAGGAUUGGUGGAGUUAACUUUGAGAUUCUGUCAAAGGAGAUAUUUGAUAGACAUGCGUUAACUUACGGAGAUGUUCAAGAUGCACUCGUUUUGAGGAACCCUGGUAACUACCACUGGCGCGCGGGAGGUGAGAAGCAUAUCAACGACCCAAUGUCCAUCGCUAAUUUACAAGAAGCUGCACUUAACAAGAGCUCAUCUGCUUAUGAUAAAUACAGGGAGAGCGCUUUGGAGUCGAUCAGAGCAUGUACUCUACGUGGUCAACUGGAGCUCGUGAAACUGGAUGAGCCCAUCCCAUUGAGUGAAGUGGAACCCGCUUCUGAAAUCGUCAAGCGAUUCGCUACAGGUGCGAUGUCAUUCGGUUCCAUUUCUCUGGAAGCGCAUACUACACUAGCCAUAGCUAUGAACCGUAUCGGCGGUAAAUCUAACACUGGAGAAGGUGGAGAGAAUGCUGACAGAUAUCUUAACCAGGACCCCGAUUUCAACAAGCGCUCAGCCAUCAAGCAAGUAGCGUCGGGUCGGUUCGGAGUGACCGCGUCGUACCUCGCUCACGCGGACGACUUGCAGAUCAAGAUGGCGCAGGGAGCCAAGCCUGGGGAAGGCGGCGAACUGCCUGGCUACAAAGUGACAGAAGACAUAGCAAAGACCCGUUGUUCAGUACCAGGCGUAGGUCUAAUCUCCCCGCCGCCUCACCACGACAUCUACUCCAUCGAGGACCUGGCAGAGCUCAUCUACGACCUGAAGGCCGCCAACCCUCGAGCCAGGAUUUCUGUCAAACUUGUCUCUGAAGUCGGCGUUGGUGUUGUCGCUUCGGGAGUGGCUAAGGGUAAAGCCGAGCACAUAGUGAUCUCUGGCCAUGACGGCGGUACCGGCGCCAGUUCAUGGACCGGCAUCAAGAGCGCCGGCCUGCCCUGGGAGCUGGGCGUCGCCGAGACACAUCAAGUACUCGUACUUAACGACUUGAGGUCUAGAGUGGUAGUCCAGGCUGACGGUCAGAUCAGAACAGGUUUCGACGUGAUGGUCGCCGCACUGCUCGGUGCUGACGAGUUCGGAUUCAGUACUGCACCACUUAUUGCACUUGGCUGCACGAUGAUGAGGAAGUGUCACCUGAACACAUGUCCCGUGGGUAUAGCGACACAGGAUCCAGUACUCAGGAAGAAGUUCGCCGGGAAACCCGAACAUGUCGUCAACUAUUUAUUCAUGCUUGCUGAAGAGGUUCGUCAACACAUGGCAGAAGUAGGCGUCCGUCGGUUCCAAGACCUGAUCGGUCGCACCGACCUACUGAAGGUCCGGGAGAACAACGAGAACCCUAAGGCCAGGUUGUUGAACCUCAGCCUUAUAUUGAAGAACGCGCUGCAUAUGAGACCCGGCGUCAAUAUUAUUGGAGGUUCUAAGACUCAGGACUUCCAGCUAGAGAAGCGUCUGGACAACCAGCUGAUAGAGCAAUGCAGCAGUCUGUUUGAUGGCACUGCCGACCAUGUAGACAUCAACAUGAAGAUCACCAACGAGGACCGAGCCUUCACAUCCACGCUCUCAUACCAUAUCGCAAUGAAAUGGGGUGACGAUGGUCUCCCGGAGGGCAAGACCCUGAACAUCUCACUGACGGGCUCCGCCGGACAGAGCUUCUGUGCAUUCCUGUCCAAGGGCAUCACUGUCACACUCGAGGGAGAUGCUAACGACUAUGUCGGUAAGGGCCUGUCUGGUGGCACGGUUAUCAUCUACCCACCGAAGGCGUCGCCGUUCGAAUCCCACUUGAACGUAAUUGUCGGAAAUGUCUGUCUGUAUGGAGCCACUUGUGGGCGGGCUUAUUUCAGAGGCAUAGCGUCGGAGCGUUUCUGCGUCCGCAACAGUGGGUGCGUGGCCGUGGUGGAGGGCGUGGGCGACCACGGCUGCGAGUACAUGACGGCCGGCGUCGCGCUCGUACUCGGGCUCACCGGCAGGAACUUCGCCGCAGGGAUGAGCGGUGGUAUCGCGUACGUGUACGACAUCGACGGUUCAUUCUCCGGCAAGUGUAACCACGAGAUGGUGGAACUGUUGCCGCUGGAACUACAGGAUGAUCUCGACUACGUACAGCAACUGUUGAAGGAGUUCCACGAGUACACUGGCUCUCUAAUCGCAGAAGAAUUUCUUAAGACAUGGCCGGAACCUGCUAAGAAAUUCAUCAAGGUAUUCCCGUAUGAAUACCAGCGCGCAUUGAAGACGUUAGCUAUCAAACAGCCGAGCCAGCCUAAGGUAGAAGCCAAUGGAAAGGCGGAGAAUGGAGUCCUGGAUAUUGAGGAGACUGUGAGAGAUGUGGAACUGGAGACUAAGAAUCUGGAGAAGAUUUUGGAUAAAACUAGGGGCUUCAUGAAAUACCCCCGCGAGACAACGAUGUACCGUCCGGCAGAGAAACGUUCCCGCGACUGGGACGAGAUCUACAACAGCGCGCACGUCCGGCGCGGGCUCCGGCCGCAGGCGGCGCGCUGCAUGGACUGCGGCGUGCCCUUCUGUCAGUCGCAGCACGGCUGUCCGCUGGGGAACAUCAUCCCCAAGUGGAACGACCUCGUCUUCCGCGGGGACUGGAAGCAGGCACUCAGUCAACUGCUGCAGACUAAUAACUUCCCAGAGUUCACGGGUCGCGUCUGCCCGGCGCCAUGCGAGGGCGCGUGUGUGCUCGGUAUCUCGGAGCCCGCCGUCACCAUCAAGAACAUCGAGUGCGCCAUCAUCGACCACGCCUUCGAGAGUGGGUGGGUGCAGCCUGAGAUCCCUACACACAGGAAUGGUAAGACAGUGGCUGUAGUAGGGUCUGGACCUGCGGGGUUGGCGUGCGCACAUCAACUGAAUAAGGCGGGCUACACGGUGACAGUGUUCGAGCGCAACGACCGUCCAGGCGGCCUGCUGCAGUACGGCAUCCCCACCAUGAAGCUCAGCAAGGAAGUCGUCGCCAGGAGGGUCAAACUCAUGACCGCUGAGGGAAUCUCCUUCAAGUGCAACGUCGAUGUAGGACGGGACAUCUCGGCUAGUGACCUAGCUAAUGAAUACAACGCGCUAGUCCUCUGCAUGGGUGCGACGUGGCCGCGCGACUUGCCUCUAAAGGGUCGUCAGUUGAACGGCAUCCACUACGCGAUGGAGUUCCUGGAGAGCUGGCAGAAGAAACAAAUGGGAGCCACCCACCAUCAUCAGGCCAAGGACCAUCCCGAGUUGAAUGCUAAGGAUAAAGAUGUACUCGUUAUUGGAGGCGGUGAUACUGGAUGUGACUGCAUAGCGACAUCAUUACGUCAGGGUGCCAAGAGUAUCACGACGUUCGAGAUCCUGCCGCAACCCAAACCCACCCGCGGACAGGACAACCCAUGGCCGCAGUGGCCACGAGUCUUCAGAGUGGACUAUGGCCACGAAGAAGUGAAGCUGAAGUUCGGCAACGACCCGAGGAAGUUCUCCACACUUACCAAAGAGUUCUUGGAUGAUGGUGAAGGCAAUGUAUGCGGCGUAUCAGCAGUAGAAGUAGAAUGGACGCGCGGCGCGGGCGGGCGCUGGGAGAUGAAGGAGAUCCCCGGCACCAACAAGGUCUACAAGGCAGACCUCGUACUGCUCGCCAUGGGCUUCCUCGGACCUGAACGAUAUGUCGCUAACCAACUUGACCUUCCCCUGGAUGCUCGAAGCAACGUUGAAACGGAGAAAUCGAACAUUUACAAGACACCAGUCAGUAACGUCUUCGCUGCUGGAGACUGUCGUCGUGGUCAAUCGCUAGUUGUCUGGGCGAUAGCAGAAGGCAGACAGGCGGCGAGAGCAGUGGACACAUACCUGUCCGGCAAGUCCAGUCUGCCCGGACCUGGCGGCGUCAUCUACGACCACUGAACGUCACUAUGUACGCACUGGUACCGUGGAUUUACUACUACUAUACACAAUGGACCAUAGAAGAAUGCAGGAUAAACAAUAUAUUUGGACAAAACAUCAUUUAAAGCCAAAGUAUAUCUGCUGAGCAAAGGGGGGAGAGGGAUGUAUCGUAAUCCCCUUGUAACUAUCGAAAAUGUAGUCACUGUUAAGAUAAUUAUAUUCGUUCCUGUCUCUCGGUAACUGGUCGCAGAUUUAAGAUGUUGAGAAAAGGGGAAAGGGGGAGGUCUCAUAAUUCCCACGUAAUCGUUGAAAAUGUAUUCUCUGUUUUAAGGUAAUAUCCAGGUAUGGUAAUAUUGGUGUCUUCCAUCUAUUUGGUCCAGACAAACUAUAGGACAUUGUGUAUAACAGUUGAUUAGGCUAGCACAACGUUUUGUGACUGAAAUGUCACUUAUUCGCGUCCCUUUUUGUGAUGAUUCGGCGGCUGAAGGACUCAAUAUAAAGAGAACAAGUUAUAAACAACUACAACUGAUUUUUAACUUCAACCAAUAUAAAGUAAUGUCUUUAAAGUCCAUUUUCCCGCAGUCGCCACAUAUCAGAACAAAAAAUAUCUGCGUUUGUAGCAUUAGGGCGAGAUUAGGCCGCUAUAGACGCUUCGUUACCAGCGUUAAACAAAACUAGAUCUUAUAUUAACGUAGGAGAUUUGAAAUUACAAUAUCAAUUUAAUCACAUUGUAUUGAAAUUAUUUAUUUGGAAAGUACGACAAUAAUGUUUAGGCUGCAUUGUUAUAAUAAUUUGGAACAAUUGAGAUUUAUUUGCUUACCAAAAAUUAUACAUUGUUCAUAGUUAAAUGCAGUUUGUUUGAACAAAGUACCCCUAUGUAUAAGUUGACGUACAUUAAAUAAUUUGUCGAAUACUAUUGUAGAUCUUAACAAUAUUUUAAGAAACAACAUUAUUAUAUAUUAUAUAAACUAUUUGAUAUAAUCAUUUUAUGUGUAAUCACAUUCCUUUUUUAGACUUUUUGGUCGAUAUUACGUUUUAGAGACAAUUUUCAUUAAUUAUUAUAGAAAUCAUGCCAAAUUUUAUUUGGUUACGUGUAAAAUUUUCUUUAAAUUGAAAUUUACUUCAGGAAAAUGUGAUGUUUGUAAAAAUUGUUUUAUUUUUUGAUGUCAACGUGAACAGACAGUGAUCUCUAGUGUCAUAUGAAUUCGAUACAUUGUUGUUUAUAUUAUAAAUAUAUCUGUUUUUAAUGUUAUUGUUUUACGACCGAAGUUAUUCACUGAUUUUAAUCUAAAAUCCCUAGAUUGAUCUUGGUUUUUGAAGGUAAAAUCAAAAGAACUAUUAUCAAAGAGAUUUUGUAAUGAAGUCGGUUAUUAUUUUCGGCCGUUAGAUUGUACGACUUUAGUCAGUAUUUUUAUGUAAAAUGUAUCUUUUGUAACUUAGUAACUAGGGCUGGAUGUGUAUACCCGUCUUUGAUUUUCUAUCUAAUUUCAAAUGGAUAAGGUUGAAAAUCUGUCAACGAAGUUCUCGACUUCUGUCGAUGUUAAUGUUGAGUCUGCCAGUCCUGUAUUUUACGGUCUAACAAAGAAAAAAAUAGUUUCUAUUUCUUAUUAUUACACUUAUAAUACAAUAAUCGUAGUUGCUCAGAUACAUGGAAUAAUGUAACAUACUUCUAUAUACAAAUAACAGUUUAAAUGUCUAAUAGUACUGAUUGAACUUAGAGCAUUUAUUUGAUAACAAUAAUCAUUAAUUUUCUAUUGAGAUUAAUUUUAUAAAUAUGUACAGUUGACAACAUAACUUAUCAUUAAAUAGAAUCAUAAUUUCAGUUAAAGUAACAAACUUGGAAUUAUAGAUGACCAUUACAACACGUGAUAGUCUAUGAUUGGACUACGCGCCUUCUCUACAUAAAAAAAUUUGAUCCACGCGAGACAAUGUAUUUUCUAUUGUCUCAUAUACAGUCAUUCAAGCAGUUAAUUAUUCAAUUAAAAACUAAAGUUGUCAUGUAAAAAUUCUUUGAAACGAUACUGAAGUUACGAUUUUAGUUUCCAAUAUAAUCUAUCUUGUGUCCGGUGUACUAUCACAGAUAAUUAUUAUUAUGUUACGUGUAGAAGUUCCUACGUAAUCUUAUAAGUUUAAUCGUCUACAUCUAGAUAUUAGUUCACAAGAAUCUAUUAAGAUAUAACUGUAUCUAAUAUACUUUUAUUAACUGUUUACUAGUGAUUUAUUCUGUAAAAAGCAUAAACAUGUUUUGUUAUAUAAGAGCUUUUAAAAUACACUGUAUUAACGUCGUAACGAUAAGACUACGAUAAAUGUAUGAAAGGGCUAAUUAUCAUAUUUAUUUAAUAGACUCACCGCCGUACUCAAUGUCAUUGAAUGGUUGAUUACUUAGCCUGUAACUUUUUUUAUGCGAUAAGUCGACAGACGAAUCAUCUGAUGGUAAGCAAUCGGCAUCGCCCAUGGACACCUGGAACACCAGAGGCGUUACAAGUGCGUUACCGGCCUUUUGGGAAUUAGGAAUUUAAUAUUGGGAAAGGGAGGGGGGCAUAAUUGGGCGACGAAACACAAUGCAAGCGUUGUUUCACGUCGAUUUUCUGCUCGGCCGUGGGUGGUAUCACUCCGGUCGAGCCCAUUAGUGCCGCGUGGCUCUCCUGCACAACGUUUUCGAAACAAAAUCGUUGUUAAGGAAUAGACUAAGUGAUUAUUAAAUGUGUCUGAGUAUGGCAGUUGGGUGUUUAUAUAAAUUAGCCUUAAAACAACUUUGUACCUAAAAUCAAACUUAUCUAUCCGUCUGAAGAGACAUUCAAUUGUUUAUCUACAUCUACAUACUAUAUAAAAAUGUAUGUUGAGUUAUAUAGUACACUACAAUAAUGUAUAUGUCAUGUGACCAAAACAAUGUAAAAAUUAUAAAAAAUUCUCAUCAAGUCAUUUAAGUUUCACAAAAUUAUUAAUUUUAAUAUAAU
Molecule: messenger RNA, 8679 nt
Organism: Spodoptera litura
Lineage: Eukaryota; Metazoa; Arthropoda; Insecta; Lepidoptera; Noctuidae
Source: RefSeq, a predicted model, not a curated record